AUGAUGCUUCCUCUCGAGAUUUUGGAGCGAAUAGUCGUAUGCGGUCUAGAUAGCUUUGAAACUGCAAAGGCCUGGUGCAAGCUCUCCCCGCAUUUUAAGACCCAAGUGACACGAAAUUUAGGAAUCGUAGUGAUCGCAGAUAGUGACCGCACGAAGCCGCUUUCUUUCAGCAAGGAUUUGCUGCACUAUAACUCCUUGAGCGACGGUACUAAUGUCCUUAUGGUGAAUACUGGAUACUAUAGUCGGGUUUCACUGAAGAAGUUUCUGGAGAAAUACCAAAACUUACUUUUAGUAGUCAUAACUGAACGGAUGUUCAGUGAUCUUUUACUGUCAUUCUUCAAUUGCGUUGUCGAAGAGGUCAUCGCCAUUGGGGCUCAGCAUCGAAAGAAUCUCUCGAUCAUCUACCACACUAGCCACUAUUUUCUGAGCAAAAUGUAUUUUCGCCAACUGCAGGUCUGCAAACGGUAUUUUCGCUUAUGCGAGUUGCAUCUGCUUGGUGACAACUACGCUGGUCAAUUUAGCAGCAUUGAUUUGGACCUGGUGUUUGAACUCACCAAGAUCCACAACGUUAAGGGCCUUUUCAGUCUGAGCAUACUGAACCCCUCGAAUGUGCUUAUGGCUCCUAAACUUGAGUCGAUCCGUGAGCUAGACGUCAGCGCGAGUGUUAAUCCCGCGGAGGCAUUUAAAUACGCUCCGAAGCUGGUAAGAAUUGACCAAUUUCGUAUUCCCACUGACCUCGAUCUGGAAAUUCCUUAUUCCCUCCCCACAUGUGACUACUUAAAGUUGAUGAACUUCAAUCCCAACGCAGCAUACCCGACCCUAUACGGUCAAGGUAUACGCGGCGAAUUGGUAAUAGCAACAUCGCCUAAGACCGAAGGUGCUAGUUUUAAAAGGUUGUUAUUCCCAAAUGUUAAGAGGCUGGUUAUAACUUCUGUCAUCUCGAUUAUCGAGGACGUCAAAUUUGAAAAUUGCCAGUUUUCUUCCUUGCGAGCAUAUAAUGGAUCUCACGCAUUUGGACUCACAGACUGGGACAGCCUUGUAGCAGCCGGUGCCCAGCUAAAAUCUCUGCAAGUGUCGAUUGAUACUUGUCACGACUUAUUGACCUUAGUGCAAUGUCCUUUCACACUAACGGACACGUUUGAGAUUACAUCAAAAUCCGAAAGCACCAAUGUGUUAGCGGUUAAGGAUAACUUUCUCUCACUUAUUGAGCAAUUUAAAGCACAGUGCUCACUCUCAUCCUGCGUUCAAAUCAAGAUGAAGGUGGCAAGUGUGUGGCAAUGCCUCUUGUUGCAUUUGAUGAUCAUACCAAGCAUACCGAAAACUGCUGCGCUUCGUCUGGAUAUCAAUCUAGAACAAUUGGAGGAAGACGUUGAACAGUACCUUAGUAAAAACAAUAUCUACAGGUAUGAAUUAUUCCAGUUGGUUGGUUUACCCGCUGAGAAUGGGAAUUUGCACCUUGUACUCCCACAAACUCUGAAUGUCACUCUAGUAGAUAGCGACCCUCCGAAAAUUGGGAAAACGAAAAGCGGUGGAUCAGCGAUGAUCGAAGCCAGUAUCAAAAACAACACAGGUUAUAUCAUGCCUCCUGCAGCAGAUUUGACUCAGUAUCCGGUCUCUCCGUCAGAUUUCCGCAGAAACAGUUUGGCGGGGAGUGAUAGUGAUACUGCCAGGCGUAACAGCAUCGUACAUAUCCCUAGUUCGGUCUCAGAAGAGGCACGGGUGAGACGGAAGAGUUCUUCUAGCUUCGAGAAGAACUUGGCGUGUCCUAUCUUUGAUCAGCCUCAUGAACAGCAUCGAGCUGAAGACCAGAUCCUAAACUUCUCAUUCGCGGAAGGAAGUCAUUUCUCAAUUCUGGAGACCACUGAGUACAUUGUUGAUCACUGUCUCAGGACGUUUAGUCACCUCCAACAAGCAUCAACAUUGAGAUUUAGGUCAAAACUAUCAAUCAGUCGUAAUUGUCAUUCUAAUUUGAUGAUGCAAAGCUUUGAAGCAAUGUUCGAUGCUCUAAGUGAAAUGGUCAAGCUGAGAACAAAGUACCCCUGCAUGGGACACUUUGAAUUAUUCAUCUUGACCAAUUUUCAAGAUGAAAGAGAGUUCUUAGCUGACUUGGCGGAGGAAAUUAAUGAGCUUUUGGAAAUGGAUGACAAGAAGGAGCGGGUGGCAUUGGACCUUGAAACUAUAUGUGAUGAGGCAGGGUUUCUCGCAAAACUUCUACUUCAGCCAGAUUAA
Messenger RNA from Lachancea dasiensis, 2229 nucleotides. The record is from the annotation of a GenBank genome assembly. NCBI's taxonomy places the organism in Eukaryota, Fungi, Ascomycota, Saccharomycetes, Saccharomycetales, Saccharomycetaceae.